AAGUUCAUAACUUUUUACCUUAAAAAUUUACUUUUUUAAUUUUUUUAUAAUUUUCUUUUUAUUAUUAAACUUUGAGUACAAACUGAAUCAACGUUUUGUAUCAAUCAUGUCUAAUAGUACUGAAUUUAAUUCAAAUGAGUGGAUUGAUUGGAUUGAAGAAGCUAUUGCAAAAAAGCACAUUAAAUAUUACGAUUACAAACAUUUUAAUAAUAUUCAAGAAAUUGGUUCUGGAGGUUUUGGAAAAGUAUAUCGUGCUAACUGGAAAAGUUUGCGUAAUCAUUUAGCAUUAAAAUCUUUCUUUAAUUUCAAUAACAUUACAGUUAAAGAAAUUGUUAAUGAACUUAAUCUUCAGCGCGAAGUAGAUUUUCAUGAAAACAUUCUUCGUUUUUGUGGCAUUACAACAGCAAACCAAGAUGAUAAUUCAAAAAAAUAUUUACUGGUUAUGGAAUAUGCCGAUAGUGGUACUCUCCGAAAUUAUUUAAGUGAACAUUUUGAUAGUCUCACUUGGAAAAAUAAAUUGGAUCUAGCAUUUCAAUUAGCUAAUGCCAUAUCAUGCUUACAUGAUGAAGGUAUUGUUCAUCGUGAUUUGCACUCAAAUAAUAUAUUAGUUCAUAAGAAUACCAUUAAAUUAGCAGAUUUUGGUUUGUCAAAAAGGAUUGAAGAAUCAUCCAAUAUUCAACAAAAUUUAUUUGGAAGGAUUGCUUAUAUUGAUCCACAAGCAUAUAAUAGAAAAAGGGAUAGUAAUAAUAAAAUACAAGUAUAUUCAUUAAAUAAAAAGAGUGACAUCUACAGUAUCGGCAUACUCUUGUGGGAAAUUUCUAGUGGUCGGCCACCUUUUCAUAAUGAUCCACAUCCAUGUGAUGUUGGUUUGGCUAUGGAAAUUGUACGAGGUCUUAGAGAAAAUCCUAUACUUAAUACACCUGUAGAUUACAUAAAAAUAUACACUGAUUGCUGGAAUUAUGAACCAGAUAAUCGUCCAACUGUCAACCAUGUUAUUGCAAAAUUAGAUAAAAUUAUUCAAAAAGAAAAUGUUCAAUUAUCAAGUGAACAGAAGAAUAAUGUUGAAGUUCCCAAAAAUAUUAUUGAUAAUUCAUUACAUGGAGAAAUGUCCCAAUUUAUUGAAAAUUUUAAUAAUAUGAGUACAGAAGAAAUAGAACCUUUAAUCUCAUCAAGUAAUAACUUUAACAUAAUGGUUAAUGAAAUAAUACUUCAUCUUGAAAAUACAGAAAUGAUAAGAAAAAAACAUGAAGUCAUUAAUUAUCUUAAUAAUCAUAAUAAAACUCCACAAGAAUUUUAUGCUUGGUUAUUAAAUAAUCAAAAUGAUUCAAAUUCUACCUUUUUACUUGGAGUAUUUAAUCAUUUUGGAAUUGAAGUCAAUGUUGACGAACAAAAAGCAUUUGAAUUAUAUCAAAAUGUGGCAAACUCUGGAAAUGUAUUUGGAAUAACUAGUUUAGGAUAUUGUUAUGUUAUAGGAAUUGGAAUCAGUGUUGACCAGCAAAAGGCAUUUGAACUAUAUCAAGAAGCUGCAAAUUUAGGAAAUCCACGUGGAAUAUUUAGUUUAGGAUAUUGUUAUGAUAAUGGAAUUGGAACUAAUAUUGAUAAACAAAAAUCAUUUGAAUUAUAUCAAAAGGCUGCAAAUUUAGGAGAUUCAUCUGGAAUAUUUAGUUUAGGACAUUGUUAUGAUAAUGGAAUUGGAACUAAUAUUGAUAAACAAAAGGCAUUUGAAUUAUAUCAAAAGGCUGCAAAUUUAGGAGAUUCGUCUGGAAUAUUUAGGUUAGGAUAUUGUUAUGAUAAUGGAAUUGGAACUAAUAUUAAUAAACAAAAGGCAUUUGAAUUAUAUCAAAAGGCUGCAAAUUUAGGAAAUUCAGGUGGAAUAUAUAAUUUAGGAUGUUGUUAUAAAAAAGGAAUUGGAACUGAUAUUGAUAAACAAAAAGCAUUUGAAUUAUAUCAAGAAUCUGCAAAUUUUGGUAAUAGUUCAGCUCAAUAUAAUCUUGCUUUAAUGUAUGAAAAUGGAGAAGGGAUUAAGAAGGAUAUAAAUCAAGCAACUUAUUGGUAUAAUAAGUCUGCUGAGCAAGGAGAUCAAGGUGCCCAAAACAAAUUAAAUAAAUUAAAUAAACGCAAAUGGAAAAUUUUUGUAUAA
Molecule: messenger RNA, 2140 nt
Organism: Rhizophagus irregularis DAOM 181602=DAOM 197198
Lineage: Eukaryota; Fungi; Glomeromycota; Glomeromycetes; Glomerales; Glomeraceae
Biological process (GO): protein phosphorylation
Molecular function (GO): protein kinase activity; protein binding; ATP binding
Source: RefSeq, a predicted model, not a curated record